This is a messenger RNA of Diaporthe batatas, 2356 nucleotides long. RefSeq lists its product as uncharacterized. The transcript has 3 exons. Lineage: Eukaryota; Fungi; Ascomycota; Sordariomycetes; Diaporthales; Diaporthaceae. The record is from RefSeq and is a predicted model, not a curated record. Gene Ontology annotation, molecular function: metal ion binding. The coding region runs from base 748 to 2091 and encodes 447 amino acids.
AACCAGGCCAUUUCUUGCUGGGAUAAGCCGCGCCUGGGUCGCGAUGCACAACCUCAGGAUCUGACAGUGUGCACUCGCACAUUUCUCCCAUACGGCACGCUGUUUACAUCGUGUGUCAUGUACGAAGGCCAAGAUUGAGAAGACCAUCCGGACCGUCUGGUGGAAAAACACAACAGAUCCGAAUCACGAUCCAGUGGCCCAUGACAAUCACAGCAGGCGAGGCGAGAGGUCACUGGCACCCCCCGCCUGGCUCCGCUCGUGCAUCUACAGCCCAGCCUGGGACUCUGACUGCCCAGGUCGAGUCACGUCCUGACUCGGUUUCCUUCAGCUGGACCGCCGAAACGGACGGUUGGGAGAACAAGCUUGUGGUUGCGCGUGGGUGACGAUCUGGGUCUGCAUCAAGGAACUCGGCAGCAAAGCCGCCCUGACCUGCAAAGGGGGGGGGGGAGACGGCGCCAUCCUCCCGCCGCGCAGAGAAUUCCCACCCACUCGCUAGCCUUGCUGUUCGCCAUCAGGCAAUCAUACCAAAAAGGCCAGCAGCACCCGACGACCCAGGUGUAUUGUAUACCGAGUAUAUACAUGCCCACCCGGACCUUACGUAUCGCACCUGGCGCUCACCCUAGGCCAGCACCGCCCCAGGAACACGCACUUGCCGUCGCCUUGCUAGGCCGAGAUGCAUCUCCCGUCGACGCCACCACUCGUUGCGUGUCCCAUUUCUAAGCUGCGUUCAUAGAGGUCGGACUCGAUAUGAAGUUCGCUCACGAGUUCAAGGAGACCCUCGAGCGGGAGGCCUUCCCUGACCACUGGCUCUCCGCCGCCAUACCUUAUUCGCAGCUCAAGAAAUGCCUGAAGAAGGUCCAGCGCGAGCUGCAGGAACUCGGCCUUGACAACAGCACUUUGCAACAGCUGCGGGCUGCUCAGACCGUGUCUGCUGACGGCAUACCCGUCCCCAUGGCACGGUACAACCUCGACCAUGCCCCUUCCCAGUCGCUGCGCCCAUGUCUGUCCGUCUUCGUCCACCUCCAGGACGGCCAGCCUGUCGAUGCUGGCCUUUCUCCUGCCUCGAGGGAGCUCCUACACAGGCUGUCCGGCAGGCAUCCCCCCCUUCCCCCCUCAGGCCAGGGCCCAGACGCCGUGGCCCAGGACGAUGCACCACGUAUGGCUGAGGGGCAUUUGGCGGGAGCCGAGGCUGGCCUCGAGCGCAUUGAGAUCCCCCUGGUCUUUGAUGGCGAGUUCUUCAACAUCCUUCAGAGCGAUGUUGACAGUCUGGACAUCCUCCAGCAGCAGGAAGAGAAGUCCAUGGAAGGUGACAUUACCGUUCUCGGCCACGAUGUCUCGGCCGUCACGAGGCCGGCCAAGUUCUCCAAGUCGGACCUCAACCGCUGGCGAGAGAUUUUCGACGUUUAUGUCGAUGCUCAAGUCUUCUUCUCCUCUCACGAGCUCGACCACGGCUCUCGGUCGAGCGCAAAAGCCGUGCAAAACCUCGUGUGGUUCCAGAGGGAGAUCCAAAGGCGGGACCUGUUGAACAAGUUCAAAAUGCCGUCCAGCAGGCUCGCUUACACCCGCUUCCUGCAGCUCAACGCCACUUUGCUCCAGAACCUAAAGUUCCAGGAGAUCAACAAGACAGCCAUCAACAAAAUCCUCAAGAAGUUUGACAAACGGACGAGCCUCGGUGCAUCUGUCUCAUUCCGCGCAGCGGUCCGGUCGCAGAGGUUUCUCGCCGGGAACGUGGCCAAGAAGAUGUGUGCUCAGCUCGCGCAGGAGGUGGUCUCGGUCGUGCCCCGGGUGGAUGACUACAACUGUCCGAUCUGCUUCUCCAUCGCCUGGUACCCCGUCCGCCUCAGGUGCUCACAUAUCUUCUGUGUUCGCUGCGUCAUCAAGAUGCAACGCGAAAACAAGAAGCAGUGCCCACUCUGCCGCGACGAGGUAGUCAUGGAGGCUGACCUGUCGAAUAUCGACAAGAACCUGGAAAAGUUCAUGCGGUUGUACUUUCGCCGCGAGACAGACGAGAAACAGAAGGCCAACGAGAUCGAGAGGGGCCGGGAGAUAUUUGGUGACGAAUACAAGCACUCGUCUUGUAAUGUGAUGUAGCGUUGGCAGACAACAUCUUGAUACCCAAGCAAGCGAUAUUCAGUAUGCUCUCAGCGGAAAUGGUGUCGGUUGACACACUCAUGAAUAGUACUAGUGGAUCACAAAAGCAAGCGCGACUACAUGCAAUCUACCAAUCUUGCAGGUGACGAACACGCACCAUUCAAUGUUGUGUUCAACAGGAGCUGACCUUGACGUGGCUGGAAGUUUAUAUCGGUGGAUCGCGGCAAACUCCUUUUUCGUACGGUCCGUCGUAGGGCUGUGGUUC